UUGCCCUGUGUCCUGAGAGACUUUCACAUAGGAUUUAGUGGAGACAGGAGACGUCAAGUCUACAUGAUAAGGAUGGGAAUCCUUCAAGUACUGAAAACCCAGCUGCUAUGUCAUCUCAUUAUCUGUUAUGUGUUCCUAGUCAGUGGGUUUAUUAUCAACCUGCUCCAGCUUUGUACUCUACCACUGUGGUAUAUUAACAAGCAACUCGCACGCAGGAUCAACUGCAGAUUGGGUUAUUCCGUUUCUAGUCAAUUGGUGGCAUUGUUGGAGUGGUGGUCCGGGACAGAAUGCACCCUUUACACAGAUCCAGAAAGCUAUCCUUUCUAUGGCAAAGAAAACGCCAUUGUUGUCCUCAAUCAUAACUUUGAGAUAGAUUUUAUGACCGGCUGGACCUUCUGUGAGAGAUUUGGUGUUUUAGGGAGCUCAAAGGUGUUGGCAAAAAAGGAACUUUCCUUUGUUCCUGUGAUUGGCUGGAUGUGGUACUUCCUGGAAAUUGUCUUCUGCAAAAGGAAAUGGGAAGAGGAUCGCAAGACAGUAGUGCAAAGCCUGCACAACCUUCGUGAUUACCCAGAAUACUUUUGGUUCCUGUUGCACUGUGAGGGCACACGUUUCACAGAAAAAAAGCACAAGAUUAGUAUGGAGGUGGCAGAGAAGAAAGGUCAGCCCAAACUCAAGUACCACCUUCUCCCUCGGACCAAGGGCUUUUGUGUCACGGUCCAGAACCUCAGGGGAACGGUUUAA
Messenger RNA from Sinocyclocheilus anshuiensis, 741 nucleotides. RefSeq names its product 1-acyl-sn-glycerol-3-phosphate acyltransferase delta-like. Bases 64 to 741 code for a protein of 225 amino acids. Gene Ontology annotation, cellular component: endomembrane system; mitochondrial outer membrane. Gene Ontology annotation, molecular function: 1-acylglycerol-3-phosphate O-acyltransferase activity. The transcript is spliced from 6 exons. NCBI's taxonomy places the organism in Eukaryota, Metazoa, Chordata, Actinopteri, Cypriniformes, Cyprinidae. The record is from RefSeq and is a predicted model, not a curated record.